AUGGCUACUGUAUUUUCAAGUCGCACAACUCUUGCACCGGCGAUGGCACCGGCAGAAAAACCCGAAAAGUUUUUCGGUGUGGACUUUAAGCGUUGGCAUUGCUUGAAAGAUGACUUGUACAAUGCUUAUAACGUCAUGAAAACAUCAAGAGAAUUAUGGAAUGCUCUUGAAAAGAAGUACAAGAUUGAAGAUACUGGACUUAAUAAGUUUGUAGCUGCCAAAUUUCUGGAUUUCAAAAUAGUUGACGACAAACCUGUUAUAACGGAAGUCCAAGAAUUGCAAGACUUUAAGAAUUACUUGAAACAUAAGCGCAAUGAGAUGACGCUUGAAGACCUUAUUGUUCGUCUACGGAUUGAAGAGGACAACAAGGCUGCUGGGAAGAAGUACCGUGUUAAAUCAACAAUAAUGGAAGCAAAUAUUAUCGAGGAAGUGUCUACAAGUAAUAAAAAGAGAAAGAAGUCGUCUGGUCCAAAGAAUUACCCGAGCAAGAAGAAGUUCAAAGGGCCCGACGAGACUAUUUUUAUGGGAAACUUUGCAACAGCAAAAAUUGAAGGAGUUGGGAAGAUAACUUUGAAGAUGACUUCGGGAAAAAUUGUGACUCUAAACAAUGUUCUUCAUGUUCCUGGAAUUCACAAGAAUUUGGUGUUAAUAGCGUUAGCCACCGUGUAUGGUCUUGAAAUCCAUCAGAUGAAUGUGAAGACAACCUUCCUAAAUGGAGACUUGGAGAAAGAAAUUUAUAUGGAACAACCUGAAGGGUUCAUGAUUUUCGGAAAAGAAAAGAAGGUCACUAUGGCGGUAACUCUACCUAGAAGACUGGAGAUCCCAAAACCUAGAGUCGUCGCUCGGCUUCGGCUUCGGCUUCAGAUUCGGAUUCAGAUUCAGAUUUGA
Molecule: messenger RNA, 888 nt
Organism: Nicotiana tabacum (common tobacco)
Lineage: Eukaryota; Viridiplantae; Streptophyta; Magnoliopsida; Solanales; Solanaceae
Source: RefSeq, a predicted model, not a curated record